Notolabrus celidotus (New Zealand spotty) is the source of this 1712-nucleotide messenger RNA. RefSeq names its product Yip1 domain family, member 4 (gene yipf4). Gene Ontology annotation, cellular component: trans-Golgi network; membrane. Bases 221 to 934 code for a protein of 237 amino acids. Gene Ontology annotation, biological process: vesicle fusion with Golgi apparatus; endoplasmic reticulum to Golgi vesicle-mediated transport. NCBI's taxonomy places the organism in Eukaryota, Metazoa, Chordata, Actinopteri, Labriformes, Labridae. The record is from RefSeq and is a predicted model, not a curated record. The transcript is spliced from 6 exons.
UUUCGGUCCUUGAACGCACCAUAAUACGUGUCUCCUUUCCCAGCUUCCUCUGCACUUCCGGCUUCAAACCGCAGAAGUGUCAGACUCAACGAAAACAAGAUGCGAUAGUUUAACUUUGUGGCUGAGCUGUGAUCUAUGACAGCGAUAUUAACGCUACACCUUUCGGACCACUUCAUGUAAAUGUUAUCUCUGAGCCCCGGACAAUAAUAACAAAGCAAGCAUGCAGUUCUCUCCCACCAACGGAGACUUCACGUUCGUCUCUUCGACAGAGGCUGAAGAGCUCAGCGGCACCAUCAGCACCCCGGACAUCAAACUGAACAUGGGCAGUGAGAGCGUCAAAGAUCCGUACGCCACCACCUUCCUGAGGCAGCGAGGCUAUGGGUGGCUGCUGGAGGUGGAGGAGGAUGACAGUGAAGAGAGCAAACCUCUUCUGGAGGAGCUGGACAUCGACCUGAAGGACAUCUAUUACAAGAUCAGAUGUGUGUUGAUGCCGAUGCCGUCACUGGGUUAUAACCGUCAGGUGGUCAGAGACAACCCGGACUUCUGGGGCCCUCUGGCCAUGGUGCUGCUCUUCUCCAUGAUCUCCAUCUACGGCCAGUUCAGGGUCGUGUCUUGGAUCAUCACCAUCUGGAUAUUUGGAUCACUAACAAUCUUCCUGCUGGCUCGUGUUCUGGGCGGUGAGGUUUCCUUCGGACAGGUUCUUGGUGUGAUUGGAUAUUCCCUUCUUCCUCUCAUCGUUAUAGCCCCUCUGCUCUUAGUGAUCGGAGGGUUUGAGGUGGUUUCAACGCUAGUCAAACUGUUCGGCGUGUUCUGGGCUGCUUACAGCGCCGCGUCGCUGCUCGUCGGGGAUGAAUUUAAAACGAAGAAGCCCCUCCUCAUAUAUCCCAUAUUCCUUUUGUAUAUUUACUUCCUGUCACUAUAUACUGGUGUGUGACUGGUGGAGUGGAAACCGCGGACCUUUUCAUGGACAGUGACCCUGGAGCGUGGGGGUAAAAGAGUCAAACUAUGGACCCAGGAUUUUUUAAAAAGGUGUUUAUUUCUUUUUUAACUCUGUUAAACUCUAGAUGCUGGGGAUGUCGGGAAUAUAUAUCAGUGUAUAUAGUUUUGUCCCUCAUGUCAUGGUCAAUAAAAUACUAACUGCUUUUACAGCUUAAAGCUUUCAGUAUGCAGACUUGUUUACAGAUGCAAUACAGUUCCCAUAGUGCUGCAUUUCCUUGUAGAUGAUUAAGUUUGAAAUAAUCACAGGGUUAUUUAUUUAAUGAUUUUUGUCUUCUCUUUAUCCCUUUGAAAAAUGUGUUGCCAAAUAUUAGUGUGUACAUGUUCAAGGAAUAAUCCGAGCGCACAGACAGCACCACACAGAAGGAAGGAGCGUUAUGUUCUCCAUUGAUAUGCAUUGUAAUGUACUACCAGAGGUGUCCAUUCAUGCUUUAUUGUUUUCUGCAGACUUGUUUUCUUAAUUUAUGGAGCAGCAGAAGUACGUCAACUGGGCAGAUUAGUGAUAUAAACCAUGAUCUCUGAAAUGUGGUGCCUUGUUUCCCCUCCUCUGUGUCCUGUUUUUGACUGUUUCAUUCAGGAGUAUAAUCAUUUGAUCCAUACCUUCAGUAAAUCAAAAGUUCUUUGUCACUUCAUCUGGUAUUUCAUGACUGAUUCUUGCAGUACACGUGGUUAUAACACAGCUUGUCACAGUAAUAUAUUAAACAUUUUGUAUAAUG